AUGGGUUUUGAACGUCCAUCAGAUAAAGAGAAACAUGGCAAGGUGAUGGAUAUGGAGCGAGUCGAAUUGUUGGAGAAGCUGUUUGUGGAUGUUAUUUUCAACCACCAUGGCACAAAACGCGGGAAAACUGCUACAGAAGGUUCCUGGCGAUUCCAUUUUCGCUCCUGUUGUCGCGUGCCAGAGGAGCGGAUGUUGGUCCACGCCUGGCGACGCCGCCCCUACCAGUACUUCCGGCGCAAACCCGAGGGCGUGCGCGACUGGUGCCUCGACGCCGACCUGCGCCUCCUGAAGACCAUCCGCGCCCGCGCCUCCUUCGUCCUGCCGUGGGUGCGGGCGCGGCCGGAUAUCAAGGUGGUCCACCUGGUGCGUGAUCCUCGAGGCAUUCUCAACUCCGUCAAGCGCGGCGGGAGCCUCUGGAGCGAGAAUAAUCGCAACGCUGCUCUUCAGUGCGCCAACAUCGAGCGUGACCUCCGACUGCAGGAGUUGGGGCCUCACAGGUACCUCCGAGUGCGCUACGAGGACCUGGUGGAGAGCCCCCUGGAGGAGACGCGACGAAUCUUCAGCUUCAUGGGCGCUAAUUUCAACGAUGACGUCAUGGCUUACCUGCGGGAACACACCUGGCUGGCCGAGAAGAUCCCAGCAGAGAAGCAAGGGUACCUCAAGACCUUCAGGGACUCCAACUUCAAGCAUGACCAUUGGAAGACUAAUAUGGAUAACCGUGAAAUCGAGUUCAUUGAGAAUGUGUGCGAGGCCAUCAUGAAGAAACUUAAUUAUCAUCCUCUGCCUCCGACUUGA
Messenger RNA from Penaeus vannamei (Pacific white shrimp), 795 nucleotides. NCBI's taxonomy places the organism in Eukaryota, Metazoa, Arthropoda, Malacostraca, Decapoda, Penaeidae. The record is from RefSeq and is a predicted model, not a curated record.